UAUGGGUUUGUUCGUGUCGGAUGUCGUGUUCGAUUGCUGCUAGAGCGCCGCCUAAACUUCACAUCAAAUCAACCUCUCUCCUCUUUCAACGAGCAAAGGCUCGCAUAGCGAGCAUUUGAGAAUAGGGAUAUAUUUUCUCUCUUUUUGUGUUGUAGCCUUUCCCGAUACCAAAAACUCGAAACAAGCAAUCAGGAGGUUACAUACGUGCUGCAACCCGUUCCAGCAUUCGAGUACUUCCCUUCGUGCUGUGAACACCGUGUGUGUUUUCGUCGAGUGUUAUUGUGACAACCACAACAACAGAAACAUGGUGAACAAAACUACCCAAGCCACCAAGUUCAAGCGGAUUAAAAUACCGAUUGAAGUUAAAAAGGAGAUUAUUGAAAAGCGAGAGAGAGGUGUAAGCGUGGUCGAGCUAGCGCGCGAGUACAAUCGCAACACGUCAACGAUUUGCUGCAUUCUGAAGAACAGAGAGCAGCUGAAGGCCAGCACCGUGUCGAGGGGAGUUUCGCGACACUCGCGCUCGAAACUGAUCGACGACGUCGAACGAUUGUUGUUGAUUUGGAUCGAUGGAAGACAGCGAAAAGGCGAGCAGUUAACACAGAGCAUCAUCUGCGAGAAGGCGAAGCGUAUCUACGGCGAUAUUGUGGCGGGCGGAGCAGGACAGGCUUCCACAGCGACCGGCACAGCGAACGAAACGUUCAAGGCGAGUAACGGGUGGUUAGAGCGUUUCAAGGAGCGUACCGGAAUUCACAGUAUUUUCCGGCAGGGUAAAACUUCUCGGGCGGCGAACGAUUUCGUCGCUGCGUUUAACAAGCUGGUGCGCACGGAAGGGUUCCUGCCGCAGCAGAUUUUCCAUUGCGUCGAAACGGGGCUGUUUUGUCGCCAAGGUGCCAGCGGUACGGUACAGCAAGCGGCUGAACAAAAGUGCACACCUUCCGCGCCGGUGCAAGGCCGGCUGACGCUGUUACUGUGUGCCAAUGCAAGUGGUGAUUUAAAGAUCAAACCGUUGCUCGUUUCCCACACCAGCAGCAAUGGACCGCCGCGCGCAUUCCAAUCCAAUUCCGCCCACCCGAAUCCACUGGACGUAUUGUGGAGAGCGGACAAGCAAGCGUUGGUUUCGGGCGAUAUGUUUGCCGAAUGGAUUAGCGGUGCCUUCAUGCCCAGCGUGACCAACUAUUUGCAGGAAAGCAAACUUCCCCUCCGGGCGCUACUCGUCGUGGACAGUGCAUACGGUCGGUGCGUCGAAACGCUGGCCGACAACCUGUCUCGAGCCGUUCCGCUCCUUAAAGUACAGGUGCUUCCUCCCAACACGGCACCAGUGCUACAGCCUAUGGACCAGCGCGUGAUCCGUCUGUUUAAAAAGCACUACCUCAAGCAGCUACUGGUGCAUUGCCUUGACGUUACGCAUGGCACGCAUCUAUCGGUGGAAGAAUUCUGGGCCCUGCACUUCCACAUCGGGACGUGCGCUAAACUGAUCGGGAAGGCUUGGGCAGCCGUUACGGCGGGAACGUUAAGUACUGGAUGGAAGCGGCUCCUACCCGGUACGCAAUGUUCGACGAUCACACCCCAUACCGGCUCCACCAGGGAACCAACGAUGGAUCAGCUUUGUACGCUCGCCAGCUGUCUGGGGAUGGAAAUAGGAAGCAUCGAUAUCGAUGGGCUGGUUGCAGAACACGAUGAGGCGGAUCCAUCAACCGAGCAGCUGCAGAAAAUGCUGAAAGCUGAAGGGAGUAAAAAAAUGGCUGCUGCAGCAGAGACACAGAUCAGUCCCCCCCAGUCAAUCGAAGACAUUCAGGCGGUGUUAAACGCAUGGGAUAGUAUUGCCCCGUACGUACGCAAACAUCAUCCGGACGUGGCAUUGGCUGCGCGAGCGAACGAUGCGUACGAGUCGGAUGUUAUUGCGCACUAUCGGGCAAUAGUAAAACAACGACAAAAGCAAUCAAAAAGUAAGGGUGCUGCAAGGAAAAGAAAGUAAUGCACAGACAUGAAGAAAUAAUAAAUAACAAUAAGUUUGAUCGUGGGCACCUUCCGGCAUUUUAUUGUUUUAAUGGCGGACACAAUCUUUUGCUGACAAUCAAUCUAAACGAUCUUUUGCUGAAUCUGGUUUGGACCAACAAUCAGGUCCAAAAAUAAACCAAUAUAGCGUUUGCAGGGAACUUAUUUAGCUUUCAAUUGUUAGAUAUUCUUAUCGAUAAACCUAUCCAUAACAUCUUUAAAGAAUUAUGGUUGUUCUAUUACAAUC
Messenger RNA from Anopheles merus, 2242 nucleotides. RefSeq names its product tigger transposable element-derived protein 1-like. NCBI's taxonomy places the organism in Eukaryota, Metazoa, Arthropoda, Insecta, Diptera, Culicidae. Gene Ontology annotation, molecular function: DNA binding. The record is from RefSeq and is a predicted model, not a curated record. Bases 305 to 1975 code for a protein of 556 amino acids. Gene Ontology annotation, cellular component: nucleus. The transcript has a single exon.